This is a messenger RNA of Angiostrongylus costaricensis, 1233 nucleotides long. NCBI's taxonomy places the organism in Eukaryota, Metazoa, Nematoda, Chromadorea, Rhabditida, Metastrongylidae. The record is from the annotation of a GenBank genome assembly.
AUGGAGACGUCUCCCGUCCUUAAUGGCAUAUUAGUGGGAUGGUUCCUUGCGCUCUGGGUUUGUGCUCGUCUGAUUGAUGUCAGUGUUCCGGUGACGUCCAAUUCUGCCUCGAGAUUAAGUAACCCGGGACCAUAUUGUUCGCAUUCCGCGAAUGCCGAUAACCAGUGGCAAGAAGUUGAAGGGGAUCACAGGACAACGUUUGUUCUCCGCGACAAAAUUGACGCUGUGCUGACGAGUUCGAGGGAUCUAAGGACGAUAGCGCGCUGGUUCGUGCAACAAAUUCGAAUGGACCAUUUAAUUGCAGAUGUACUGUCUUGUGAGCAUGUCUGGUUGACCAUCUUUGGAGUUUCUGUUGCGGGUGCUAUAGCGCAUUUACUUAUGUUCAACCCAUUUAUUACCAUGGAGAGUGCACCUACGGAAUACCUAACGGAAAUGAAGCGUGCUGAAACCACGUACAUUCAGGAAAUGAUGAGGCAGCCGUCUUUCUACGAGUGGACGUAUCGUGUAACAGAUGCCACAAUAUUCGCGGUAUGGUUCACAUUGGUUUGGUCUGUGUCUUCGCUAACGAUAUCGGCGAACCAGCGAUUUGAAAUGAUCGCCAAAUUUAUUUCGAAAACACUGGAUGAAGGUGAAGAUAGUAAGAAAUUGUCUACGCCUUCCAAGCAGGAAGAGAUUGAUAAUGAACAGUCCGAAGAGGAUCCUCAUGACGUGCGGUUGUUGAUGAAACGCUUGAUUCUGGUGCUAAUGGCGUGCUUUCUCACUGCAACCGCAAUGACAUCUUUCGGUUUGACGUCAUUCAAAGCCAUGCAUAUUUUAUACGCACUGAUAUUUACCGUUGAGGGUUUAGAAGUUCUAGUACGCAGUGCUUACGUCACUUAUCGUGUUGCUUGGUGGCAACUGAUGGCAUAUGCAGCGCUUGGCAAUAGUGAAGCUUUUCGCAAAAGGGCCUACGGCGCCAGACGAAUUGCUGACGUUCUGUUUGAUACUCUGUCAGUAGUGCAGUAUGUACUGUAUUUGAGUGUUGACAAUCCAUUUAGUUGUUCUCUGAACCAGUCGUUGAAAACUCCCAUAUUUCUCACACAUGAAGUGGUUCGCUUUGAGGAACUCAUUUCACAAAUCCAUAGUGGAACAAAUGUGGCCGCACUUUCCCCUCUUUAUGGCGAACGAGAAGCAUUUUUUAAAGAGCAGAAGUUGUCCGAAAUUGGCUACUAUCAUAUUCUGUACCAUAGUUAG